Messenger RNA from Xylaria bambusicola, 2144 nucleotides. RefSeq names its product WD40-repeat-containing domain protein. NCBI's taxonomy places the organism in Eukaryota, Fungi, Ascomycota, Sordariomycetes, Xylariales, Xylariaceae. The transcript has a single exon. Gene Ontology annotation, cellular component: nucleolus. Gene Ontology annotation, molecular function: protein binding. The coding region runs from base 83 to 1687 and encodes 534 amino acids. The record is from RefSeq and is a predicted model, not a curated record. Gene Ontology annotation, biological process: rRNA processing; positive regulation of transcription by RNA polymerase I.
CAAAGCAGAAAAAAUUAAGUGAAGGUUGUAGGCAUCUUGCAGCUUGCUUCGUUCGUUGACACGAGGCACAUCAAUUGACAAGAUGGCGGCCGAGGUGGCACCUCUGCAACGACUGAAGCUGCCCGCGGGCCCUUCAGUAGUCACUGCGGAGCAAAAGUACUGGCGAACCUUCAAGAACCAACUCGUUAUUCCGACGCCGACCGAAGUCCCUGUCACCCACAUUACGGCGCCCGUCGCGAACGAAAAGGGAGACAGCACCGACCUGUUCGCCGUCACUGCCGGCCCGCGGGUGCAGAUCUACUCGGUCAGGACGAGGAAGCUGGUCAAGACAUUCACGCGCUUCGGAGACAAUGCACGGAGUGGCGAGAUCCGACGCGAUGGUCGCAUCCUGGUCGCUGGAGAAGACUCGGGGAGAAUUCAAGUCUUCGAUAUCAAGUCCAGAGCAAUCCUCAAGACAUGGACACAACACAAACAGCCCGUGUGGACAACAAAGUUCUCGCCCACCGAUCUCACUACCCUCAUGAGCGCUAGCGAUGAUCGCACUGUUCGGUUGUGGGAUCUGCCUAGCUCCGAAAGCACCACAGUCUUUAAUGGCCAUUCAGACUACGUUCGCUCAGGUGCCUUCAUACCUGGCACCAUGAGUAACUUAUUGGUCAGUGGUAGUUACGAUAACACGGUGCGCGUCUGGGAUCCACGAACCCCGAGCUCUUCAUCUUCUGUGAUGGUGUUCAAGCACCAGGCGCCUAUUGAAGACGUCCUACCUCUUGCAUCUGGCACGACCGUUCUCGCCUCUUCAGGAAACCAGAUAUCCGUUUUGGACUUAGUCGCGGCUAAGCCUCGCCAUCUUAUUACAAACCACCAGAAGACUGUCACUUCUCUGAGUGUUGCCUCCAAUGGCCGUCGUGUCGUAUCAGGUUCCCUCGAUGGCCAUAUCAAGAUUUACGAGACCACGGGUUGGAAUGUAGUUGCCGGUGCCAAAUAUCCAUCUCCCAUUCUCGCUGUGCGCAUUGUAACCGCUGGCGCCAAUGAUGAUGAUAGACAUUUGGCCGUGGGCAUGCAGUCCGGUGUGCUGUCAUUGCGUACACGUCUAACAGGCCCCGAAGCAGCACGCGAGCGUCAACGAGAAAAGGAGAUGGAGGCGCUUCUUGCAGGCACCAUCACCAAACAUGACAAUGCCAAAAACAAGCGGAAGAAGCAAGCCUCGGCCACCAAGCGUUUAGAGAUGGUAGGCGAAGGUGCGGAUGUAGUAAUAGCAAACGAUCUCGCACGCCCCAAACGGGAACAGCCCUGGCAAAAAGACUUACGGCAUGGCAAUUUCAGAAGCGCAUUGGACCGCGUGCUUGAUCCGAUGUCGAAGGAUCAUGGUCCAUUGACAGUUCUGACGUUGCUUGUGGCGCUACGUCACCGCAGUGCUCUACGUGACGCUCUCGAGGGUCGCGACGAGAUCUCCGUACAGCCGAUUCUCAAGUGGGUGCAGCUACACAUCGUCGACCCACGGUACGUGUCUAUAUGCACAGAUGUUGCGACGCACUUACUAGAUUUAUACGUGGAAUUUGCGGAUGAGAGCGCGGAACUUGCCGCAGCUUUUAGGCUACUUUACCGUCGCGUCAAGCUUGAGGUUGAGAGAGCCCAAAAGGCGAUCCAGACCAGUGGCAUGCUAGACAGUCUUCUAGUCGGCUUCGAUUGAUGCUCCCAGCAAAUCAUAAAGCCUUCUCUUAAAGAGUCUUAUUAUUGCUCUACUGAGUCCUAAUCGUCCGACGACGAGGCAAUAGAAGCACCAUUGGCGCUGGGAAGGCGUCAAGAUCUAAUAUAGACGCAUGGAUAAAAGUGCGACUUGUUUUGCAGAGACGCAAGCUGCCACUUGUAUAGCUAAUUGCUUUAUUUGGCUAUAUUGCAUUGCGACGGCGUUCAUGGCUUGUUUACUUGCUUGCCUACACAUAAUUGUAGCCAAGAUAGGGAAAGGAAAAGGGAAAGAAAGGAGAAGAAAUGAUAUACACACGUCACAAAUACUUUGUAUGUUACGUAUACUAUUCGAUUGCGUGUUGACGUAGAUUCGAGUGUCAAUGAUACCUUGAUAUGUCUAGGUUGGUACCAAUUUGUUUCUCUAGAGGGAGGCAAUGAGAAUGAAUAUGCUUGAGCCUCUA